Cokeromyces recurvatus is the source of this 562-nucleotide messenger RNA. RefSeq names its product Tim10/DDP family zinc finger-domain-containing protein. The transcript is spliced from 3 exons. Lineage: Eukaryota; Fungi; Mucoromycota; Mucoromycetes; Mucorales; Mucoraceae. The coding region runs from base 20 to 313 and encodes 97 amino acids. The record is from RefSeq and is a predicted model, not a curated record.
CCUUCCUUAUUAUUUCAGUAUGAGUGAUUAUUCCAACUAUAACCUCGGUGGUAGCAACGAUUUUAGUAAUAAAAAGCAAGAAGUUAUGGACCAAGUUCGUUCUGAACUUGCAUUGGCCAAUGCUCAAGAACUUAUUAAUAAAAUUAAUGAAAAGUGUUAUUUAAAGUGUGUUCCUAAACCUGGAUCUCGUCUUGAAUCUGGCGAACAAGCUUGUCUUUCAAAAUGUAUGGAUCGUUAUAUGGAAGCUUGGAAUGUCGUUUCUCGUGCUUAUGUCUCUAGACUUCAACGUGAAUCACAAGGUGGUAACCUUUAAGAAAAAAAAAAGUAUACAAAAACAAAAACAAACAAGAACUAGAAUAAGUGCUAUUUAACAUACUAUCACAAAGACAUACACGUUUGUUUGUUUGUUUUUUUCUCUCGUUUUUUCCUUUUUUUUUUUAAAAAAAAAAUGCAGACACGUAGAAACCAUAUACAUAUUUGCAGUUUUAUAUAUUGUAUUUUAUUUCACUUUACCAAAAAAAAAAAAUUUUUUUUUCCUUAAUAAAUGUAUAGUUCAUCUUAA